Molecule: messenger RNA, 1075 nt
Organism: Achroia grisella
Lineage: Eukaryota; Metazoa; Arthropoda; Insecta; Lepidoptera; Pyralidae
Gene: Pgam5
Product: serine/threonine-protein phosphatase Pgam5, mitochondrial
Exons: 5
Coding region: 125-982 (285 amino acids)
Biological process (GO): positive regulation of mitochondrial fission
Cellular component (GO): mitochondrion
Source: RefSeq, a predicted model, not a curated record
GAGCUAUCUGAUACAUAUUAUUUUUAUUAUACUUUUUAAUUUUUCUUUGAUAUAAUCGAAUUUCAAUAUAACUGUUUAAAUUUAUCUGUUCACCUUAAAAUUGGUCUAUUUUAUACAUUAAAUAAUGGCAUCGUUUUCUCGUUUCAACAAAUUUGCUUUAUUAAGUUUGGGUGCAGUUGGUGGAGGGUUAGCCUAUUAUCAUAUUAAUAGUGGCAAAAAUGAGAGAAAAUUUGAUGUGCACAACUCAUGGACUACAAAUUUCACACCUAGUGUUAAAUGGGAGAAGAAUUGGGAUCACCGGGAACCAGAGUCAAUAGUGAAACCUAUAAAGAGUGAUAAACCUGAAGAACAGAAUCGUUACAAUGAACAGAUUGAAAAAGCAAAGAAAACUAAAGCAGUACGACAUCUGUUCCUUAUCAGACAUGGACAGUACAAUGUUGAUGGUGCUACAGAUGCUGAAAGAACACUAACUGACUUGGGCAGAAUACAAGCUGACCUGACUGGACAGAGAUUAGCAAGUCUCGACAUCAAAUGGGACUUGUUAAUCCGGUCUACUAUGACUAGGGCACAAGAGACUGCAGCCCUUAUUGCCAAGCAUCUGGACAAGAAUUUAGAGACUAAAGACUGUCAGUUGAUUGAAGAGGGUGCUCCAAUACCCCCAGAACCACCUGUGGGACAUUGGAGGCCAGAACCAAAACAGUUUUUCCAGGACAGCGCACGGAUUGAGGCGGGCUUCCGGCGGUAUUUCUACAGAGCGCCUUCUGAUCAGACCAACGAUACGUAUACGAUAUUGGUCUGCCACGCGAAUGUCAUCAGAUAUUUCGUUUGCAAAGCCCUACAGUUCCCCCCUGAGGGUUGGCUCCGGUUAUCACUGAAUCACGGAUCAAUAACGUGGUUAUCGAUUCUGCCAAGUGGGAACGUAGUACUGCGAUCGCUCGGGGACACCGGCCACAUGGAACCCAAGUAUAUAUCUAGCCGGUAAAUUAGUUAACAUGCUCAUGUAGAUCUUAAUACGACAACGGCCAUAGCAUAUUGAAUUUAAAGAUUAAAUGAUAUAAUUUAUUUAAUACAAUUA